This is a messenger RNA of Carassius auratus (goldfish), 1443 nucleotides long. Its product is annotated as somatostatin receptor type 5-like. Gene Ontology annotation, cellular component: plasma membrane; neuron projection. Lineage: Eukaryota; Metazoa; Chordata; Actinopteri; Cypriniformes; Cyprinidae. Gene Ontology annotation, molecular function: neuropeptide binding; somatostatin receptor activity. The coding region runs from base 61 to 1233 and encodes 390 amino acids. The record is from RefSeq and is a predicted model, not a curated record. The transcript is spliced from 2 exons. Gene Ontology annotation, biological process: regulation of insulin secretion; cellular response to glucocorticoid stimulus; neuropeptide signaling pathway.
UAGCCCUUUGGUGACUCAAAAAUCAGCGGUUCCUUGCCAAAUCGGUGCCUGUAUCUAAAUAUGGCAACCCAGGGGUCCAUGUGCAACACCUCGAUCUCAGACUACGCAAACCAGUCCAAUGAAUUCAAUAAUACUUUUCACCAACUGAAUGGGAGCUCGAUGGCCGAGGAGGACAGCACAAAGAUUCUGGCCGUUAUCUACCUCGUGGUUUUUGUCGUGGGUUUGACGGGCAACUCUCUGGCCAUUUUCGUGGUCCUGCGCUACACCAAAAUGAAAACGGUCACAAACAUGUACAUUUUAAACCUGGCAGUGGCCGACGAGCUGUACAUCCUGGGACUUCCAUUUCUCACCGCCCACAACGUGCUCACCUAUUGGCCGUUUGGCAACUUCCUCUGUCGUAUUCUGAUGUGGACAGACUCCAUCAGUCAAUUUACUAGCACAUUCUGUCUGACAGUAAUGAGCAUUGAUCGCUAUAUGGCUGUGGUGCAUCCUAUCCGCAGCGCGCGGUGGCGGCGGCCCAGAGUUGCCAAGGUGAUAAAUAGCAUGGUAUGGGCACUGUCCUGUCUGCUAACGCUGCCAGUCAUCAUUUACUGUGACGUUCAGCCGGAGCUCAACACCUGCAACCUGAGCUGGCCCGAACCGCGUGAUGUGUGGUCGACCGCUUUCAUCCUCUACACCGCCAUACUAGGUUUCUUCUUCCCACUUAUGGUUAUCUGUCUUUGCUACCUGCUCAUUGUAAUCAAGGUAAAGUCAGCUAGUGCGCGAGCGGGACUCUCCAAACGCGGCAGGUCUGAGAAGAAAGUGACGAGAAUGGUGGUGAUCAUCGUGGUGGUGUUUGUCCUGUGCUGGCUGCCGUUUUUCAUCAUCAACAUCCUCAACCUGAUCAGCACCCUCCCGGAGAACAGCCUCAUGACCGGCAUCUACUUUCUCACCGUCAUCCUGACCUACGUCAACAGCUGCGCCAAUCCUCUGCUCUACAGCUUUCUGUCAGACAACUUCAAGCGGAGCUUCCAGCAAGUGUUGUGCAUCCACAAGGUCAACGGGGUCAGCAACGGUCACCCUGGUCGUGAGCACCUCAGCAGGAACCAACAGAACGAGGCCUUCUUCCCUCCAAGGAGCUUUGAUUUCAACAACCAUGUCCAGACCUAUCAGUCCAUUGGUUUGAAGGCUGAAGCCUGCGAUAAAUUGGAAAACCACCGACCUGGACCACAGCCAAGCAGCCAGUCCAUAUAAAAUCAGAAACUUGGAUGGAUUUUUUUCCCCCUUUUAACACACAUAUUCUUUUUGUUCCGAGUUGGUCGUCCAAUCAAAGUCAUUAUGACAUGGUCAAAAUAUAUGGCUUUAUAUAAAGUAAUUGUUGUCUAUGCCUAGAGUAAACACUCUCUGGUGCACAAACACAAUACAUUUCCAUAUAAAAAUCACUCUGUGAUGAGAAGAUAUCAG